UACGUGUGAUGUCACUCGGCAAGGGCCGGGCCGUCUCGCAAGCACAUCAUCAUAUCACGUGCAUGUUGAACUUGAAAUUUUUGAUCGUUUGGGACUUCUCUUUCUUCCUCCUCCUCUCAGCGCAUCUUCCUGCUACUGCACAGCUUGUAGGCAGUCAUUCUGUUGACCUCUGCUGCUGUAUUAUACAGCUUGCGUAUACAUCUCCCGCCAGUCUAGCACGUUCGCUGAUGUACGCAAGCUCACUUCACCGCCGUUACAAACUAGCAACAAUACCUCUACUGCCGACUGAUGCUUUUUCUUUUGCAUGGAGGUCUGAGACUUGGCGCACAGGCUUGAACUAGAGGAGGUGGCGGUGGUGCUAAUAGGUUGUCAAGAGAGACGUGGAUGUAGAGCAAUUUGCGCUACGCAAGGUCCAGUCAGCGUUGCAAAUUUAGGCUGCAACCGGUACCAUACAUCGGGGCCCUAGGGUGCAUCAAUUUUCUGUACCGAGUCCUCACACGUUCACCCAACCCCUCAGUUUGCCAUGGCUUCGUGGUGCCUAUUGUAUGCUACUUAUUAUUCUACGCUAACCUGUAUUAUCUACAUGCUGAAUAUGACAAUUUUUUAUCUUCC
Desarmillaria tabescens is the source of this 612-nucleotide messenger RNA. RefSeq lists its product as uncharacterized. The transcript has 3 exons. Lineage: Eukaryota; Fungi; Basidiomycota; Agaricomycetes; Agaricales; Physalacriaceae. The record is from RefSeq and is a predicted model, not a curated record. The annotation marks the transcript as partial.